This is a messenger RNA of Misgurnus anguillicaudatus (oriental weatherfish), 2482 nucleotides long. RefSeq names its product debranching RNA lariats 1 (gene dbr1). The record is from RefSeq and is a predicted model, not a curated record. Gene Ontology annotation, molecular function: RNA lariat debranching enzyme activity. Gene Ontology annotation, biological process: mRNA splicing, via spliceosome. Lineage: Eukaryota; Metazoa; Chordata; Actinopteri; Cypriniformes; Cobitidae. Gene Ontology annotation, cellular component: nucleus.
GAACAAAAAUAGAUCCACUGUGAUGGUCACGUGCCCGUUUUGCGCUUGCGCAAAGUAGCGUGAUGCGAGUGUAUGGAGGCAAAACGUGUAACGUUGUUUAUGACCUACCGAUAUAAAGAUGAAGAUUGCAGUAGAAGGCUGUUGUCAUGGAGAGCUGGAUAAGAUAUAUGAAAGUAUCAGUUACCUGGAAAAUAAAGAAGGUGUGAAGGUGGACCUGCUGCUCUGCUGUGGAGACUUCCAGGCCGUGAGAAAUGAAGGGGACAUGAAGUGCAUGGCAGUGCCUCCCAAAUAUAGAAGCAUGCAAACCUUUUACAAGUACUACUCUGGUGAAAAGAAGGCCCCGGUUUUGACGAUUUUUAUUGGUGGAAACCAUGAGGCAUCAAACUAUCUGCAGGAGCUUCCAUAUGGAGGUUGGGUGGCUCCCAACAUUUAUUACUUGGGUUAUGCUGGUGUUGUACGCUUCAGAGGAAUACGGAUUGGUGGUCUUUCUGGAAUCUUUAAAUCUCAUGAUUACAGAAAAGGACACUUUGAGUUCCCGCCAUACAACCCCGAAACCAUGCGCAGUGUGUACCACAUAAGAAAUAUUGAUGUCUUCAAGCUUAAACAGCUCAAAAUGCCCUUAGAUGUGUUCAUGACACAUGAUUGGCCACGAGGCAUCUAUCAUUACGGCAAUACAAACCAGCUUCUGCACAAAAAGAAGUUCCUCAGACAGGAGGUGGAGAAUGGGACCCUGGGCAGCCCGGCUGCUGCAGAGCUCUUAGAGCAUUUGCAGCCCAGCUACUGGUUCUCCGCCCAUCUGCAUGUGAAGUUUGCUGCAUUGAUGCAGCACCAGGCUAAGAAUAAUGCUGCCCCAAAGAUCACCAAGUUUCUUUCACUUGACAAGUGUCUUCCACAUCGAGAUUUCCUUCAGAUCGUGGAGGUAGCAGAUAGACCAGGCUCAUCUGAGCAUCUUGAGUAUGAUCCAGAGUGGCUGGCCAUCCUGAAAGCAACAGACAGCCUUCAAAAACCUUCGUGCAACUACUGGAACCCUCCACAGGACAAUGGCCUACACCCCCGGUGGGAUUUCAGUGCCACACAAGAAGCAAUGAUGGAGGUUGUGAGUGAUUUGAGUGGUGACCUCUGCGUUUCUGACAACUUCAGCAUGACGGUGCCCGUCUAUGACCCCAACCGUCCUCAGCGCAAAACCCAGCCAUCCUACUCCACCAACCCCCAAACCACAGAGCUAUGUGCCACUCUCGGCCUGACAGACAUUUAUGCCAUUGCAGGUCAGGGUGUGCAGAAUUAUGCCACAGGUGCAACAGAAGAGGAGGAAGAGGAGGAUGAAGACAACGGGAGCACGGGUAGCACAGAUGAACCAAGUGAAUAUCCCACUGAUACCUCUGUCCUUUCCAACUCCUACAAUCCAGAUGAAAUCACUAUUGAGGAUGAAUGGGAUGAGGAAGAAGAAGAAGAGGAGGAGGGGGUAGGAUGUGCAGAAGAGAAAGGGACUGACGCAGUGGUUCCAGAAGGGAAGGUCGGAGGCCAAGACAGCGAUAGAGACAGCAGUCCUUUCCGAGAGACUGCUAGUAGACUGAUCUUACCACCUCCAUGUGCUCCACCAGAGACGGAGGCACCGCUACGCUCAUCGCUGUCUCUCGUUCUUCCUCCUCCCUCUCUGUCCUCCUCAGCAUCCAUUUCUCAGGGCAGCUCAGAGGAGGAAGGUGGCUUAACUCCAGCCAGGGUUCCCAAACGUACCAGCGGGGAGACACAGGUGUUAGCGAGUCAUUCGGGUGGGACACCUCAAAUCAAACGGAGAAACCAGAGUAUCUACACCGCAGUAGAGGAUGAAGAGAGUGAGGGGUAGAUCAGUAUGAUUACAUUUUUAAUUAUUACAAAAUUAGGCAUGACAAAUGGUCUGCCACACUUUGGACAUUAUUUUCAUGUUUCAUUCCAAACCUGUAUGACUAUUUUUUUUUCACCUGUGGAACAUAAAAAUACAAGUUAGGGAUAAGGGACAGCCAUGGUCAUCUGUAACUUUUAUUGUAUAGAAGAAAUAUCAGACAUUUACAAGACCUGCUUUAUGUUCCACAGAAGAAAUAAAUGAGGUCUGACAUGAGGGUAAAUUACAAGGUUUUUUAUUUAUGGGUGAACAAUUGCUUUAGGGAAUAGGAGUUGCCAAGUUGUUGUGUAAAGCCCCAUUAACGUAAUAACUACUCCCUAUCCUGAUUUAAUGGAAGAGAGCUUUUAAGUUUAAAAUCAUUUGGAAUCAAAAGGAAAAUUAUGUAACAUUUUUUGUUUGUUUUACAGUAUAACUUUCGACCAGUGAUGGUGUUUCAUCUUGAAUUUACUUUGUGAUGGCUUUUAAUGUUCUGUAUAUUUUAUUUUUUUGCCAACGAUAUAUCACCCUCAGUUGUUUGCUAUGUCGCUGCAAUUAUUUUAUUCGUUUUGUUGUAAUUGACUUGGCUUUACUUUUUUUUGUAAAUACAUCAGAGAUCAAACAUGA